Messenger RNA from Anastrepha ludens (Mexican fruit fly), 1430 nucleotides. RefSeq lists its product as uncharacterized. The transcript has 5 exons. The record is from RefSeq and is a predicted model, not a curated record. The coding region runs from base 22 to 1332 and encodes 436 amino acids. NCBI's taxonomy places the organism in Eukaryota, Metazoa, Arthropoda, Insecta, Diptera, Tephritidae.
CGUGUGUAUAAGCAUUAAAAAAUGUCAAUUGAAUUCAAUGAAGAUGAGCUGGUGCCGCCUGAAUGGUUGGACAAUACGUUCUUUCAGAAGGUCGUGCGAAAUAUAGAGGAGUGCAGUGGCGUGCCAAAGAUCUAUGACCUACUUAUUAGACCCGCCACCCAGAAGGGAGAUCACUAUGCAAGUGUCAUGUUUCGCGCCAACUUCAAGUAUACGUGCAACAACAGCAAAGUCAAAGAGCAAAUAGUCGUAAUAAAAACUGUGCCGGCGCAGCACUCGGCGAAGUACCAGCACCUUAACGAUUCUCAUUUCUUCGCCAACGAGGCACUUAUCUACAGCGAGGUGAUACCCCAAUUCGAGGCUAUUUGGCGACAUUAUGGCGAAAAUAUCAAAUUCGGUGGACGUGCCCUUUACAGCGCACUUCAGCCACAUCCCGUCAUUGUGUUGGAAGAUUUAUGUCUUGCCGGCUACGACAUCUUGCGCGACCGUCUGUUCAGCCUCGCCGAAGUCAAGGCAUGUUUGCACAAGUUGGCCUGCUGGCAUGCUGUCAGCCAUAAAGUGACACUGCAACAACGAGAUGUCAGCCGCACACCUGCGCCAACCGAAGCAGAGCAGUGUGAGCGCGCUGCCCGGGCAGCGGUGGUGUCGCUGCAAUAUGGCCUCUUCACCGCAACGAAUCUAAUGAAUUCGGCAUACAUGCACAAUGGCCUGCGAAACAUGAUUGCGGCUCUUGAGCAGGCAGGUGGAUUUGAAGUUUAUUUAACCAAAUUGCGGGCUAUGCAGCCGCAGGUGCUGGAGCGUUGCCUGGAAAUGAACAAUGCAUACGGUGUGGGUGUGCAGGGUCCCAUUUACGUGCUCAAUCAUGGUGAUUUUCAUACGCGCAACCUGAUGGUGCGGCGGGCGGCUGAUGGACAUGUGGAGGAUACAGUAUUUAUCGACUUCCAAGCAAGCUUUUUGGGUCCUUCCUGCUGUGAUUUGCAAUACUUGAGUAUCACUCUGUUCGAACGGCGUCUGCGUGAUGAGAAGCGUGAAGAGCUUUUUGGGUUUUACUUUCAGUGCUUCGUGGAAGGUUUGCGGAAAUUGCAAUAUACUGGCAGUAUACCCACCUUCGAGGACUUUAAAGCAGACUGUAAGCGUUGGCGGCAUUUUGAAAUUUAUCUGCUGGCUACUAACCUACCACUGACCGUUAUCAAUCCUCGGAAAGGCAGUAAUGUGGACAUAAACCGGAUAUUUAAUGAGGAGAAAUAUCGCACCGCCUACUAUAAGAAUCCCGAUUACAUUGCCUAUUUGCGUGAAUUAUUGCCAAAGUACUUGGCUGAAGGCUACUUGGAUUGAUUGAAACAUAUAAGAGUUUUAGCCAAAAUAUUAUAUUAAUUAUCAAUUUUCCUAAAAAUAAGCCAUAGUCUAUAUCUUAAUAAAAUAAUAUUCUUAAA